Centropristis striata (black sea bass) is the source of this 1170-nucleotide messenger RNA. RefSeq names its product survival of motor neuron 1, telomeric (gene smn1). The coding region runs from base 95 to 946 and encodes 283 amino acids. Gene Ontology annotation, cellular component: cytoplasm; nucleus. NCBI's taxonomy places the organism in Eukaryota, Metazoa, Chordata, Actinopteri, Perciformes, Serranidae. The record is from RefSeq and is a predicted model, not a curated record. Gene Ontology annotation, molecular function: RNA binding. Gene Ontology annotation, biological process: mRNA processing. The transcript has 8 exons.
UCAUCGUUCGUUUAUUACGUCACAAUUUCCGACGCACGUUGUUCGUUAGUUGUGUAGCAGUUAGCAUUGAGCAGUGAAAUCUACAAGUCUUCACAUGGCAAAUGGAUGCAAAGACGUGCUGUUUAGCCGUGGAACUGGACAGAGUGACGAUUCGGAUAUAUGGGACGACACAGCAUUGAUAAAGGCUUAUGACAAGGCAGUCGCAUCAUUCAAGACUGCACUUAAAGGUGAAGAUGAGCCGGAAGCCUCCAAGAAAAACCAACCUGGAAAAAAACGCAAGAACAACAAAAAGAACCAGAGCAGGAAAAGAACCAAUGCACCACCAGAUAAAGAGUGGCAGGUUGGGGACUCAUGCUGUGCGUAUUGGACAGAGGAUGGCCAGCUCUAUGCAGCCACCAUCUCCUCCAUAGACGAAAAGAGGGGCACCUGUAUAGUUGUUUUUACAGAUUAUGGCAAUGAGGAGGAGCAGAACCUUGAAGACUUGCUUUCAGAGAUUUCUGAGGGCGAUGAGGAAACCAAUACCAAGGUAAAGGAGGCAGAAACGUCAACAGAAGAGAGUGACAGGCCAACCACACCAAACCAACACAAGAAACAGCCGCACAGUAAACCCCAGAAGUCCAAGGCCCACAGAGAACCUCCUCCUAUGUGGGCUCCUGGUUUCCCUGGGUUUCCUCCAGGUCCACCUCCCAUGCAUGCUUUCAGACCGGGAGGUAGCAGACGAUCUGGUGGUCACGGGCCUGUACCUCCUUCCUGGCCUCCCAUGAUGCCUUUUGGUCCACCAAUGAUCCCUCCACCUCCACCGAUGAGCCCAGACAUGGUGGAUGAUGAAGCUUUGGGCAGCGUGCUCAUCUCCUGGUACAUGAGCGGAUAUCACACAGGAUACUACUUGGGGUUGAAACAAGGACGCAAAGAAGCUGCCAAUUGGACAAAACUGCACCACAAAUGAAAAGACAAACACAAACAUUUCAUCGUUUCAGUUUCUCAGGACGUCACCUGGAGCAGCAGCCACCCUCCCUGUUGUGCCUGAUGUGUGUUUUUUCUUGUUCCAGUGAAAUAUUAUGAUGAUGAAGUGUACAUGCUGUGAACAGAACGUUCAUCAGAGCUCAAGGAGAAGAGUUUUGUAUUCUUUGUAAAUAGAUUAAAUAAAGGCUAUCGAAGCACAGUUGAUAA